GGCAUCGGGAAGACUGGGGUGAACAUCGUCCGAGUCGGUCGGCCAGAGGCCAUCCGCGAAGAUGUUAAGGCCUAUGCCCUGGACGGGCGAUGGAAGGACCUGAAAAAGGCCGAGGUGGUUUGCGCGACAUGCAUCGGUGCAUCCGGCACCACCCUGGAUAAGGUUCGUUUUCCCACCGUCAUUGUGGACGAGUGCACCCAGGCUGCGGAAACAGCGGCGCUGGUGCCCAUCGCCCGAGGAUGUCAGCAAGCCAUCCUAAUUGGGGACCAGUGUCAGCUGCCGCCCACAGUCUUGUCCGAUGUCGCUGAGACCGAGAACCUUGGCGAGUCGAUGUUUACGCGGCUGGUGACGCAGGGCGUUCGGCCGGAAGCUGAGAG
Molecule: messenger RNA, 377 nt
Organism: Symbiodinium pilosum
Lineage: Eukaryota; Dinophyceae; Suessiales; Symbiodiniaceae
Source: the annotation of a GenBank genome assembly